AAUUAGUGAAUUAUAAAUCAAAGAAUAUUAUAGUUAUCUGAAUUACUUAAAAUAUUUAAUAUUACGAGUACUUUUACUUACGUAAAAUAAACUACACAGUUUAAUAUUUAAAAACAAUUAAUAAUUGUGUGAUUAAUCAAUUAUAAAAUACAUAAUCGACUAUGCAUAAAUGUCUUGAGUAAUCUAGGUACGUAACAUGUGAUAAAAAUUUGAAAACCUAAAAUCUCCUGUGACUUUUAAAAUUAAAAAAAAUCAUUUUUUUAAGAUUUAAUACUUUAUAUACUUCAUUAAAUCUCUAAGAAAAGCAUUAAAUGUAUUAAUGAUACAUUGAUACAGUCGGAGUCGGAUCUGGUUAGAAUUUAUUUAUUUAUAAUUAUUUUGUACUCGUGGUGUAUAAUAUAUUAUAUUAAAUAUUUGGAAUAUAUACUAUUCAGUUGUAUAAGAUGAAUUUUGUCUUUAUCCCUCGAAAUUAUAUAUAAUAUAUAUUUUAUUAUUUAUUUUAUACAUUAUAGUAAAAUAUGUAAUAUACGUUAUGGAGUAUAAACAAUAAAAAUAACAAGUUUGACUCAUAUUAAACGUCACAAAUAUGGUGUCAUUAUAUCGUAUCUAGAGGUCAGUAAUUAUUAUUAAUUUUAUAAUACUAUUUAAUUAUAAUAUGAUUAUCACAUAAUAUUGUUAGUAAGAAAAAAAAAAAAUAAAAUAAUGUAUCCAUACGAAUUAGUUUCUGAUCGAUGAGUUCUUUAAAAUAUGUCGAAUUGUGUGCAGAGCUAGAUAUUAUAAUUACACUAAUUUGCAGUUACUACUCGUUAUUCAUUAGGUAUUUUGGCAUUUAAAUAUAAGGCGCCAAAAAUAUCAAUUGAAUCAAAAAUGCUUCCAAUACAUAUUCGAGUGAAUAAACGCACGCUACGAAUGAAAUUUCAUUAUUUUCUUUAUAUGGGCGGUGUUGCGUCAGUUCAAGGAUUUGCACCUACAAUAGCGAAACAACUAGGUUAUUCGCCGAUGGUAGUUGGUUUUGUUUUCACAUAUUUAUCUAUGCUAUCCUUUUUCGUGAAACCCAUCACAGGAAUUAUUGUUGAUAAAUUUCGCGUGAAAAGAAUUAUGUUUCUCGCAUUUGUUUUGUUAUGUGGUCUUACAGCGUUCGCUUUAAAAUUCAUUCCAAAAAUACCCACCGAAGCUGUUGCAAAUUUAAGUUGUAAUACAACUACAGGAUUACAAAUUUGUUCAACCAAUGAUGACCAUUUGUCUCAAUGUGAUGACAGUGUAUUUAAGCUAAUAAAAAAUAGUACUGAACCCAUAGAAUGUCAAUUACGCUGUGAUCAAAACGAAUCGUUUCUGGACGAAAUUAAUAGAUCCUGGAAUAUCAUAAGUUAUAAUAUAACUCCAAAUAUUACGUAUAAAAACAAAGAACUCAAGUAUCUCAAUGUUACUUUGAUUAUCAAUGCAACAGAUCAGAUUGAACUUAACAAUAUUUUUCAAGUGAAAUCAGUACAUAUCAUGAAAACAGAAAUUGUAUUACCAUUCUGUAAGAGACCGGUUAGUACUCGGUGUAAGAUGGAUUGCUCGGACGAUGUCAUAAUGGAAUUGGCAAGUGUUCAAAAGUUUGAAGGAAGUAUUUUUGGCUUGCAUCAGUUCUGGAAAUAUUUAAUUGUUAUGAGCUUAUUUUGGAUUAGCCAAGCGAUCACUUGGAGUCUCCAAGACCCUAUAUGCUUUGAUCUUUUAGAUAAUAAGCCUGAAGAUUUUGGCAAACAAAGGUGUUGGGGAUCCAUAAGCUGGGGACUUUUCUCGGUUUUGGGCGGAGUACUUGUUGAUUAUUUCAGUAAUAGUAAUUACCAAAAAAACUAUGUUCCAAUUUAUUAUUUGUGUCUUAUAAUAAUACUAUGGGAUUUUUCCUUGGCUUACAAAAUAGAAAUAACUGAAACAGUUGGAUCUAAGAACACAUUUUCAGACGUAUUCAAAUUAAUAACUAAUAUGAAUGUUAUAAUCUAUUUGAUAUGGAUUAUAGUAAUGGGAAUUUGCACAUCGAUGCCUUGGAAUUAUCUAUUUUGGUACAUGGAGGAUUUAACCCAAAAGUAUCACAGUGAUAAACAAUCUUGGAUAAAAACUUUACAAGGUUUGGCCAUAGGAAUUCAAUGUAUUGGCGGUGAAAUGCCGUUCUUAUUUUUUUCCGGUUGGUUGAUCAAAAGAAUUGGUCAUACGUAUUGCAUGACCUUAGGUCUUUUCACUUUUGCUCUUAGAUUCUAUUUAUACUCCAUGAUAACUAACCCUAUUUGGAUACUGCCAGUUGAAUUCACUAACGGCAUUACAUUUGGAUUGUGUCAUGCCGUCUUGGUAGCAUAUGCUAGACUUAUAGCUCCUCAAAAUUCUGCCACAACAGUAGUUGCAUUAACAGGAGCUCUAUUCGAAGGUGCCGGUAUUUCUCUUGGUGGUGUGGUUGGUGGAUUUCUGUACCAAACAUAUGGAGGAGAGCGAACAUUUAAACUAUUCUCUUAUGGUUCAUUAAUUAUGGGUAUUCUUCAUGUAAUGUUUAUUAAGUUAACUAUUAAGUCAAAUUAAUAUUUAAAUCUUGAAAUAAAAAAAAAAGAAUAAUUCCAUUUGUAAAUUAAGAUAAAUAUCUAUUCAGUUAUUGCGACUUCCCUAGGCAUUAAAACUAAUUUGUAAAUAAUUUAAUAAUUAAAAAAAGAAUUAUUAAAAUAAAUAAUGUACAA
Aphis gossypii (cotton aphid) is the source of this 2705-nucleotide messenger RNA. RefSeq names its product major facilitator superfamily domain-containing protein 6-like. NCBI's taxonomy places the organism in Eukaryota, Metazoa, Arthropoda, Insecta, Hemiptera, Aphididae. Gene Ontology annotation, cellular component: membrane. The transcript has 9 exons. The record is from RefSeq and is a predicted model, not a curated record. Gene Ontology annotation, molecular function: transmembrane transporter activity. Bases 868 to 2553 code for a protein of 561 amino acids.